AAUUAUUUGUUUAAGUACACGGAACCACUGUCAGAAUGUUCAAAAUAGCUGUUUUUUACGUACCUGUUGUUUUAGCACUUAUUGGAUACGCUGUUUCAGUUGAUGACUGUGAAUUUGAAAAACACAGAGCAGAUGACAGCACUGUUAGCAAGCCAAUCGAGGCGUUAAAACACCAAGUCUUCACAGCUCUAGAUGAAAGCGGUGGAUACAAGUAUCUGAUUGGCGUCUGCCAUUCAGUGGUUGACGGGGAUAAAGUGGGUGUUUUACAAAUGGAAUUAUCAGGUGAAAAACGCAACACUAUCAUUGGCAGAAUUGAUGCUUCGGAUAUUAUGCAUGGAAAGGACUGGGUCAUGUUGACCUAUGAGAAUGGAGAUCCCUACAGGGGCCACUGUAAAGGAAAUGGGUCAGAACCGGGCGAGAAAAGAAGGGCCAAGAUCAUGUUUGUGUGUGAUGAAGGAGCCUCAGAUGUGAAAGCACGUCAACCUCGCGUUGUGGAAGAAAUGACUAACACAACAAUGGGCUGCUAUUACUUGUUCGAGAUCAACACGAUUGUGGUGUGCCAAACAAGGCCUUUGAGAACUAUCGGACUGAGUACCGGCACCAUUCUCAUCAUUGUGUUUGUAUGUGUGGCUACAUUCUGCCUACUAGCUGGUGUGAUAUACAAGAGGGUGAUGCUGAAAGCCAAAGGUCUGGAGCAGACACGGAACAUAGACUUCUGGAAGAACUUUGGAAAUCUGGAAGCUAUGCUGACACAAACCAAGAAGAUAUAAGUUAUGCCUUCAUGGCUGCCAUGAUGGUAAAAGGAAGAUCGCAGCUCGCUUUUUGAUUCGUUCUUAAACUUCUUCGGCGAUGUCGCUUUUAUAGUUGUUUAUUUUACAAACUGUUCAAGGAUUUUAUACUGACUUUUUUACGACACCAAUGAAAUGCAUUACAUAAUAUUAUGUUAAUAUAAUUCAUAUAUGGUUUUACAUGUAAAUCAAUAAUGAAUACCAGCAUGUUGUUAUUCACAUUUUGAUAAUGGCCUUGGUUUAU
Molecule: messenger RNA, 1032 nt
Organism: Dreissena polymorpha
Lineage: Eukaryota; Metazoa; Mollusca; Bivalvia; Myida; Dreissenidae
Product: cation-dependent mannose-6-phosphate receptor-like
Exons: 6
Coding region: 36-770 (244 amino acids)
Biological process (GO): protein targeting to lysosome
Cellular component (GO): trans-Golgi network
Source: RefSeq, a predicted model, not a curated record